Molecule: messenger RNA, 1755 nt
Organism: Macaca mulatta (Rhesus monkey)
Lineage: Eukaryota; Metazoa; Chordata; Mammalia; Primates; Cercopithecidae
Gene: TCIM
Product: transcriptional and immune response regulator
Biological process (GO): endothelial cell activation involved in immune response; negative regulation of Notch signaling pathway
Cellular component (GO): nucleus; cytosol
Molecular function (GO): Notch binding
Source: RefSeq, marked validated
AGUAAAACGAAUACUCACAGCCCUGCCCCUAAUCACUGAACACAGCUUUUAGUAACGUUUUACACAAGGACAGGAUAUUGGCAACUCAACUGUUAAGCCUUUCUGUGAUUAUUCUUCCUUGAGAUCACUCUGAUGUCACCAGUGUAAUUUGAGCCUGGAGCUUUUGUUCACACUUUAAAUAGCAGUCCCAGAAUGAUUUCACUACAGACUCUCUGGAAAGCCUGGGAGCUGAAUUCCGGAAGAUCCCCACAUCGAUGAAAGCAAAGCGAAGCCACCAAGCCAUCAUCAUGUCCACGUCGCUACGAGUCAGCCCGUCCAUCCACGGCUACCACUUCGACACAGCCUCUCGUAAGAAAGCCGUGGGCAACAUCUUUGAAAACAUAGACCAAGAAUCACUACAAAGGCUCUUCAGAAACUCUGGAGACAAGAAAGCAGAGGAGAGAGCCAAGAUCAUUUUUGCCAUAGAUCAAGAUGUGGAGGAGAAAACACGUGCCCUGAUGGCCUUGAAGAAGAGGACAAAAGACAAGCUUUUCCAGUUUCUGAAUCUGCGGAAAUAUUCCAUCAAAGUUCACUGAGGAGAAGAGAAUGGAUAAAGAUGUUAUCCAAGAACGGACAUUCAAAGACCAAGUGAGUUUGUGAGAUUCUAACAGAUGCAGCAUUUUGCUGCUACCUUGCAAGCUUCUCUUCUGUCAGGACUCCAGAGGCUGGAAAGGGACCGGGACUGGAAGGAGACCAGGACUGAACAGACUGGUUACAAAGACUCCAAACAAUGUCACGCCCCAUGCUGUUACAGUGGAGAACAAAAUGCUUUCAGCAAGGAUAUGAAAACUCUUCUGUCCCUGCAGGAAAGGAUUGAUGCUGAUAGAAGAGCCUGGACAGAUGUAAUGAGAACUAAAGGAAACAGAUGGCUGGAGAUGACAUAUAUCCGGGGUCACUUUGUCAGGCCCUAGGACUUAAAUUUAAGCUGAACUUCUUUUUUUUUUUUUUUUUUUUUUAACCAAAUAGAUAGGGGAAGGGAGGAGGGAGAGGGAGGACAGGGAGAGAAAAUACCGUGCAUAAAUUGUUUACGGAAUUUUUAUAUCUGAAUGCUCAAAACCAAGCCUGAAUGUUGUCUAUUGGUAUAGAUUUUUAGAAAUCAAUAAUUGAUUACUUAUUUGCACUUAUUACAAUGCCUGAAAAAGUGCACCACAUGGAUGUUAAGCACAAAUUCAAGAACGUAAGAUGCCUUCAGCAGCUCUGUAAAACCAUACGCCACCUUUUGGUUUGUAAAAGGUUUUUUUAUACACUUCAAACAGGUUGCACAAAAGUUAAAAUAAUGGGGUCUUUUAUAAAUCCAAAGUACUGUGAAAACAUUUUAUAUAGUUUUUAAAUCUUCUGACUAAUGCUAAAAUGUAAUCUAAUUAAAUUUCAUACAGUUACUGCAGUAAGCAUUAGAAAGUGAAUAUGAGAUACCAAAUAGUUUAUAAAGACGCUAUAGUUUCUAUAAUUUAUUUUACUGGCAAAUGUCAUGCAACAAUAAUAAAUUAUUAUCAACUUUGUGGCUUUUGGUCUGUGAUGUUUGGUUUCAAAGGAAAAAAUAAGAUGGUAAGUGUUGAUAGUUACAAACUUUUCUAAAGAUGUGUCUCUAACAAUAAAAGUUAAUUUUAGAGUAGCUUUAUAUUAAUUACCAAACUUUUUCAAAACAAAUUCUUACAUCAAAUACCUGGGAAAUUUCUCUGUCUCAAUCUUAAAAUAUAAAAUAUAGAUAUAGAAAUU